This is a messenger RNA of Cebus imitator (Panamanian white-faced capuchin), 2319 nucleotides long. It is a transcript of the gene TBCE, whose product is annotated as tubulin folding cofactor E. The record is from RefSeq and is a predicted model, not a curated record. Gene Ontology annotation, biological process: protein folding. Lineage: Eukaryota; Metazoa; Chordata; Mammalia; Primates; Cebidae. Gene Ontology annotation, molecular function: alpha-tubulin binding. The transcript has 17 exons. The coding region runs from base 178 to 2097 and encodes 639 amino acids.
UCUAUGCUCCAGUGGCCUUAGCUCACUUCCGUGGAGGCGGGACUUCCGGCCUUCCUACAGCACUUCCGGCCAGAGCUUAAAGCUUCGCUGCUGGACAGUCUGCGGGAGGUGCCGCGGCUCAGAACACCUGGUCUCUCGGCGCGCAGAUCUUAUAUUUUGGAUUCUGGAUAUAUUAUAAUGAGUGACACGUUGACAUUGGAUGUCAUUGGUCGAAGAGUUGAAGUUAACGGAGAACAUGCAACAGUACGUUUUGCUGGUGUUGUCCCUCCUGUGGCAGGACCCUGGUUAGGAGUAGAAUGGGACAAUCCCGAAAGAGGAAAGCAUGAUGGGAGCCACGAAGGGACUGUGUAUUUUAAAUGCAGGCACCCCACAGGAGGAUCAUUUAUUCGUCCGAAAAAGGUAAAUUUUGGAAUAGACUUUCUUACUGCAGUUAAGAACCGCUAUGUGUUAGAAGAUGAACUGGAGGAAGAUGGAAAAGAACAAAUUGUUACAAUUGGAAAUAAACCUGUGGAGACUAUUGGUUUUGACUCUAUUAUGAAACAGCAAAGUCAGCUGAGCAAGUUGCAAGAAGUUUCUCUGAGGAACUGUGCAGUAAGUUGUGCUGGUGAGAAAGGAGGAGUUGCCGAGGCAUGUCCCAAUAUUAGAAAUGUUGAUUUGUCAAAAAACCUGUUGUCGUCUUGGGAUGAAGUGAUACACAUUGCUGAUCAGCUCAGACACCUGGAAGUCCUUAAUCUCAGGUACGAACUUCUGGUUGCCGAAUUUCACAAUAAAUGCUCCACCAGCAACUGUGUCAUCAGUGGUAAGGACCACGCAUCCAUGUGGAUGAACGUGGCCGAGGCCACCAAGGUCAUGAGCAGGUUUAACAUCCACUUUAAAACCUGUGCUUAUCUGCAGGACUGUUUAACAGAAGUCAAACAGCAGAAAGGUUCUCACAUCCUUAUCUUGUUAGAAGUUCAGCUCUUGGAAUCCACUGUUCGUUUUAUACAGCGGGGCGCAGAAGUAGAUUUGUGGGUCCUUGCACAGCAGCAUUUGGGACUUAUAUCUGGCACUACUAUUUCCUGUCAGAGGUGUACUGACUUCACACACCCAGAGCAUUCCACUGUCAAACCAAGGCAAGGGUGUAGAAAUACAUUCCCAGCCAUGUUCACCCGGGAAGUGCCACAGAGGCCGCUCAAUGAGAGACAAAUCAAGAGGUCAACAGCAGGCGUGGGGAGCCGAGUCUUCUGUGCUCAGGCCCUCACGCUGCAGACGCCCCCUAGAGGAGCAUUCCUGCCCUUCCAGCAUUCCCUGCAGCACAGCCGGACGGGACAGGCAGCAGCCCAGGAGAGGCUCUAUGCACGGAUUUCAAAAUCUGUUUUCCACGCUCUGCCCUUACAAUUUUUUGAAACAUUUUAUUUUCCAUACAGGCCAACAGAUGUUCUCCAGACAAUCAAGUUAUUAGACCUUUCCUCUAAUCAAUUAAUUGAUGAAAAUCAGCUGUUUCUGAUAGCCCACCUGCCCAGGUUAGAACAAUUAAUCCUCUCUGACAUUGGAAUUUCUUCGAUACAUUUUCCGGAUGCUGGAAUCGGGUGCAAAACAUCCAUGUUCCCGUCCUUGCGGUACCUUGUAGUAAAUGACAAUCAGAUAUCACAAAUUCUCCCAGAGGAGAGGUGGGGAGCUGAGCUUGACUACCGAAGAGCUUUUGGAAACGAGUGGAAAAAGGCUGGUGGACAUCAGGACCUGGACAAAAACAGACUCAGCGAAGAAUUCCUCAUGGCCCAUCCUAGAUACCAGUUCCUCUGCCUGAAAUAUGGUGCACCUGAAGAUGGGGAACUCAAAAGACAACCACUUAUGCUCAAAAACCAGCUACUAACACUGAAGAUAAAAUACCCUCAUCAACUUGAUCAGAAAGUCCUAGAGAAACAACUGCCAGGCUCCAUGACAAUUCAAAAGGUGAAGGGAUUGCUGUCACGUCUUCUCAAAGUUCCGGUGUCAGAUCUUCUGUUGUCCUAUGAAAGUCCCGAGAAGCCGGGCAGAGAAAUUGAGCUGGAGAAUGACCUAAAGUCAUUACAGUUUUAUUCUGUGGAAAAUGGAGAUUGUCUGCUAGUGCGAUGGUAACAACCAACUAAUAAAAUUUAGAGACUACACUGCUUAUGUCUGGGGUUCACCAGAAAUAAAUGCUUCACUGGAACAAUUCUGCCCAAAAAAAGUGGGGGGGGUUACUACUUGCCCUAAGUAUAACAAGGGACGUAGUUUAACAAUGGAUGUAUUUUUUUGUCGGGAAGCGACCAUUUCUAGGCUAAUACAUAAUAGCUAUAAUAAAGGCUUUGAACCUACUAA